AUGGCACCCGUUUCAAAAGCACCAGAGAAGAAGCAAAAGUCCCUGACUGCAUUCUUCACGCCCAAAGCCGUAGCUGGUACUGCAUCGUCUGCUCGGCCCGCAUUGCCAUCAUCACCCACCCCCGUCAAGGAGUCGGAUUUACCCUCCAGAAAACGGCCGCUCGAAAAGGAUAAUGAGAAAUCCAACGGUACCGUUGAAAAGGCGGCAAAGAGGGCCAAAAGCGAUGGGCCAAGUGAUGGAGAAAGUUCCUUUUUCCACAAUGAUACUACCGUGACUACCACUGCCAGCAACCGAAGCCCGACUUCGUCACGAGCACAGCGCUAUCGCUACGACGAAUCGAACACACAAGAAGAUGCUGGUAACGAGAGUGAUGAUGCCCAAGUUAGGAGGCGGAAUGAUGAGCUGCACAGGAAGUUCGUCAAGAAAUUGGGCCAUCCCGAUGCCAUGUCUUGGGGAUCCCUAAAGGCACAGGACAGCGGCAUUGCUGGCGAUGACGAGGAUGCCGAUGCAGACCCCGAAGAGGAAGAAGCUCCAAUUGCCACAAAAGCAAAGAAGAAAGGUUCAAAAACGGGAAAGCUUACCCCGAUGGAACUCCAAUUCUUAGAUAUCAAGCGGAAGCACUUGGAUACCAUCCUCAUCGUCGAGGUCGGCUACAAGUUUCGAUUUUUCGGUGAAGACGCCCGCGUGGCUGCCAAAGAGCUGGGUAUCGUCUGCAUACCAGGCAAAAUGCGAUAUGAUGAGCAUCCCUCAGAAGCCCACCUAGAUCGAUUUGCGUCGGCCAGUAUUCCCGUUCACAGGUUACCUGUUCACGCGAAGCGGCUCGUUGCUGCCGGCCACAAGGUCGGAGUCGUACGCCAAAUCGAGACGGCAGCACUGAAGAAAGCUGGUGACAACAGAAAUGCCCCGUUUGUCCGCAAGCUCACCAAUCUCUACACAAAAGGCACAUACAUCGAUGAGAACGGAGAGCUUGAUAGUCAGGACUCUUCCACCCCGUCCGGCGGCUACCUCCUUUGUAUCACAGAAACUGCUACUAAGGGUUCCGGCACUGAUGAAAACGUCAACGUCGGAGUUCUAGCGGUCCAGCCCGCCACCGGUGAUAUCAUCUACGACACUUUUGAAGAUGGCUUCAUGCGGAGCGAGAUCGAGACGCGUCUAUUGCACAUAUCACCUUGCGAGUUCCUCAUCGUGGGGGACCUCACCAAGGGGACCGAUAAGCUGAUACAGCACUUAUCAGGCAGUAGCACCAACGUGUUUGGUGAUCGUUCUCGCGUUGAGCGCGUACCCAAGAGCAAAACUAUGGCGGCCGAGGCUUACUCGCAUGUGACGCAAUUCUACGCCGACCAAGUAAAGGAGGCGUCAGAUAACGAGACUGCGAGUGCUCUGCUCGACAAAGUCCUAAAGCUCCCUGAGGCCAUCACCAUCUGUCUAUCUGCCAUGAUUACCCACUUGCAGGAAUACGGCCUAGAGCACAUCUUUGGCCUUACAAAGUACUUUCAGAGCUUCAGCACUCGAUCCCACAUGCUCAUCAACGGCACAACGCUCGAGAGCCUCGAAGUCUACCGCAACUCCACCGAUCACUCCCAAAAGGGAAGCCUCUUCUGGGCUGUCGACAAGACCCUCACCCGAUUUGGCCAGCGUCUCCUGCGGAAAUGGGUUGGCCGUCCUCUGCUAGACAGGGAGCGGUUGGACGAGCGCCUUGCCGCGGUGCAGGAGCUUCUCGACAAGCAGUCAACCUCGCCUGUUGACGACCUGGAGAGGCUCCUCACAACGACCAAGGCCGACCUUGAGCGCAGUCUCAUUCGCAUCUAUUACGGCAAAUGCACCAGACCGGAGCUCUUGUCCGUGCUUCAGACUCUGCAAAAGAUUGCGAGCCAUUACUCCUCCGUCAAAUCAGCCUCUGAUGUCGGCUUUGACUCGCCACUAAUUGUCAAUGCCAUCACGACCCUGCCCCAGAUCCUGGACUCGGUCAUCUCGUAUCUCGAUCGCAUCAACCUUUACGCUGCCAAAAAGGACGACAAGUAUGGAUUCUUCCGGGAAGAGUUCCACACCGAGGAAAUCCAGGACCAUCAGCUUGGAAUCGCCCACGUCGAGCACGAGCUCGACGAACACCGUGCCGUCGCCGCAGGGAAAAUCAAGCAGAAGACCGUCGAAUAUGUGACCGUCGCGGGCAUUGAGUACCUCAUCGCCGUUCCCAACAAAGAUAUCAAGAACGUCCCUGCCUCGUGGAGCAAGAUAUCCGGCACCAAGGCGCUCUCGCGGUUCCACACCCCUGAAGUCAUCCGCCUCAUUAACGAGCGCGAUCAACAUCGCGAGGCCCUCGCCGCUGCCUGCGACAAGGCCUUCAAAGACUUCCUCGCCACCAUCGCAUCCGAGUACCAGCCUCUCCGGGAUGCCAUCUCCGCCCUCGCCACGCUGGACUGCCUCCUCUCCCUCUCAAAGGUCGCUGCUCAGCCCGGCUACAGCAAACCAACAUUCCUGCCCUCCACCUCCGAGCCAUCCAUCUCCAUCUCCCAAGGCCGCCACCCCAUCGCCGAGCAGACGCUCGAAGGCAGCUACAUCCCCUUCACCACCACGCUUUCCCACCCCUCCGCCUUAGCACACCUCAUCACCGGCCCCAACAUGGGCGGCAAAUCGUCCUUUGUCCGCGCCGUCGCCCUCAUCGUCCUCCUCUCCCAAAUCGGCUCCUUCGUCCCCGCCGACUCCCUCACCCUCACCCUCUGCGACGCCAUCCACACCCGCGCCGGCGCAAGAGACAACCUCUUCGCCGGCGAGUCCACAUUCAUGGUCGAGGUCUCCGAGACGGCCCGCAUCCUGCGCUCCGCCACCCCCCGCAGCCUCGUCAUCCUCGACGAGCUCGGCCGCGGCACUAGCACCCACGACGGCGCCGCCAUUGCCCAGUCCGUCCUGCACUACGUCGUCACCGAGACCAGGUGCCUGACCCUCUUCAUCACCCACUACCAGAAUCUCGCUCGCGUCGCCGAUGGCCUGCUCGGCGUCACAAACGUCCACAUGAAAUUCAACGCCCAAACAGGAGAUGACGGUGAAGAAGAAAUAACCUUCCUGUACGAAGUCGGAGAGGGCAUAGCUCAUCGCUCGUAUGGACUAAACGUCGCACGCCUGGCCCGCAUUCCUAAGAAGGUCCUUGACGUCGCCGCAGACAAGUCAAAAGAGCUGGAAAACGAAAUGAGGCGUCGACGGUUACAGGGGGCAUAUCGCACCCUUGCUCAUGUCAUAGAAUCAAGUCCAGACCAACUAGACCAUUUGAUUUCCUCUAUUGAGCAGCUAUAG
Molecule: messenger RNA, 3288 nt
Organism: Trichoderma virens Gv29-8
Lineage: Eukaryota; Fungi; Ascomycota; Sordariomycetes; Hypocreales; Hypocreaceae
Exons: 2
Coding region: 1-3288 (1095 amino acids)
Biological process (GO): mitotic recombination; mismatch repair
Cellular component (GO): nucleus
Molecular function (GO): ATP-dependent DNA damage sensor activity; mismatched DNA binding; ATP binding
Source: RefSeq, a predicted model, not a curated record